Messenger RNA from Cavia porcellus (domestic guinea pig), 3224 nucleotides. RefSeq names its product rab-like protein 3. Lineage: Eukaryota; Metazoa; Chordata; Mammalia; Rodentia; Caviidae. Gene Ontology annotation, cellular component: endomembrane system; cytoplasm. The transcript has 19 exons. Gene Ontology annotation, molecular function: homogentisate 1,2-dioxygenase activity; GTPase activity. Gene Ontology annotation, biological process: intracellular protein transport; L-phenylalanine catabolic process. Bases 118 to 2046 code for a protein of 642 amino acids. The record is from RefSeq and is a predicted model, not a curated record.
AAUCAAAAUGGUCAAACUCCGAGUGGCCAAUGAAAUUGAGGGGUUGGUUUUCCAAGCCGCUCUCUGAUUGGUCUAGAGUCCCGGAACAGGCGUUAACCGCGAGGAGGCAAUGGCAAGAUGGCGUCCCUGGAUCGGGUAAAGGUACUAGUAUUGGGAGACUCCGGUGUUGGGAAAUCUUCACUAGUUCAUCUUCUGUGCCAGAAUCAAGUGCUGGGAAAUCCAUCGUGGACUGUGGGCUGUUCAGUGGAUGUUAGAGUUCAUGAUUACAAAGAAGGAACCCCAGAAGAAAAGACCUAUUAUAUAGAAUUAUGGGAUGUUGGAGGCUCUGUGGGCAGUGCCAGCAGUGUGAAAAGCACAAGAACAGUAUUUUACAACUCUGUAAAUGGUAUAAUUUUAGUCCAUGACUUAACAAAUAAAAAGUCAUCUCAAAACUUGUAUCGUUGGUCACUGGAAGUUCUCAAUAGGGAUUCUGUGCCAACAGGAGUCUUGGUGAUGAAUGGGGAUUAUGAUCAGGAAAAGUUUGCUGAUAACCAAAUCCCACUGUUGGUAAUAGGGACUAAACUGGACCAGAUUCAUGAAACCAAGCGCCAUGAAGUUUUAACUAGAACUGCUUUCCUGGCUGAGGAUUUCAAUGCAGAAGAGAUUAAUUUGGAUUGCACAAAUCCACGGUACUUAGCUGCAGGUUCUUCCAAUGCUGUCAAACUCAGUAGGUUUUUUGACAAGUAUAUUUCUGGAUUUGGAAAUGAGUGUGCUUCGGAGGACCCACGCUGUCCAGGUGCCCUCCCAGAAGGACAGAAUAAUCCUCAGGUAUGCCCCUACAACCUGUAUGCUGAGCAGCUUUCAGGAUCAGCUUUCACUUGUCCCCGGGGCACCAAUAAGAGAAGCUGGCUGUACAGGAUUCUACCUUCGGUUUCUCACAAGCCCUUUGAGUCCAUUGACCAAGGCAAUGUCACUCACAACUGGGAUGAAGUUGAUCCUGAUCCUAACCAGCUUAGGUGGAAACCGUUCGAGAUUCCAAAAACCUCUCAGAAGAAAGUAGACUUCGUGAAUGGCCUGCACACUUUGUGUGGAGCUGGAGACAUCAGGUCCAACAAUGGCCUUGCUGUUCACAUUUUCCUGUGUAACAGCUCCAUGGACGACAGAUGCUUUUACAAUUCAGAUGGAGAUUUCCUGAUUGUUCCCCAAAAAGGGAAGCUUCUCAUUUACACUGAAUUUGGCAAGAUGUGUGUGCAGCCCAAUGAGAUCUGCGUCAUUCAGAGAGGAAUGCGGUUCAGCAUAGAUGUCUUUGAGGAGACCAGGGGCUACAUCCUGGAGGUCUAUGGAGUCCACUUUGAGUUACCUGACCUGGGACCAAUUGGAGCUAAUGGCUUGGCCAAUCCUCGUGAUUUCUUGAUACCUGUUGCCUGGUAUGAAGAUCGUCAAGUACAAGGCGGUUACACUGUGAUCAACAAAUACCAGGGCAAGCUGUUUGCUGCCAAACAGGCUGUCUCCCCAUUCAAUGUUGUGGCUUGGCAUGGAAACUACACACCCUACAAGUACAAUUUGGAGAACUUCAUGGUCAUCAACUCAGUGGCUUUUGACCAUGCGGACCCAUCCAUUUUCACGGUGUUGACUGCCAAGUCUGUGCGCCCUGGAGUGGCCAUCGCGGACUUCGUCAUCUUCCCACCUCGAUGGGGGGUUGCUGCUAAAACCUUCAGGCCUCCUUAUUACCACAGGAACUGUAUGAGUGAAUUCAUGGGGCUCAUCCGAGGUCACUAUGAAGCAAAACAAGGAGGAUUCCUGCCAGGUGGAGGCAGCCUGCACAGCUCCAUGACCCCUCAUGGCCCUGAUGCAGACUGCUUUGAGAAGGCCAGCAAGGCCACGCUGGUACCCGAGAGGAUUGCUGAUGGCACCAUGGCAUUUAUGUUUGAAUCUUCCCUAAGUUUGGCUGUCACCAAAUGGGGACUCAAGACCUCCUCUUGUUUGGAUGAGAACUACUACAAGUGCUGGGAGCCCCUCAAGAGCCACUUCACCCCCAAUUCCAGGAAUCCGGCAGGACCUAAAUGAGACUGGGGUAUCUCUGCUGUAAUUGAAAGUGAAUUUUGUUUAGUCUCUUUGAGAAUCUCGUGUUCUUGGGUAGCAUAAGGGAAGGGGGAGAGGUGAUUUAAAAUGAGAACUCGGGUUUCAUAGUCAAGUAACUCAGAACAUUUGUGGAAACAUAUUUGGAAAGUUCUGUGGCUAUCAACUUAAUCAUUCAAUAAAUACUUUCUGGUGUUCUGUGGAUGUGGCAAAUGGUCAUAAUUAGGUGUUGAUGAGACAGACUUAUGGUGGGCCAGGUAAGACCAUGACUUUAGAACAAGGCUGAGCCUCCUUCCCCGGUACGUGGCCUGAGGGUCUUUACUCUGGAAGUGUAGUCCAAGUAACUACCAGAAACCACAAUACCAGGACUGUAGGACAGUAUUAAGACCCUGAGCCAAAAUGAAACUAAAGGCCUUAUAAAUCAAUCCAGGCCCGGGGAAAGUCAGGUCAGCAGAGCUCCAAUCAGCCUGCUAUCUGCCUAAAACAGAUGGGUAUCCAGGAAAACAGGCAGUAUAAUGGAAACCCAGCACUAAACUAGUACAACCACUGUAGAAAUCACUAUGCAGAGUCCUCAAAAACAAACUGUGGGAGGAGUACAACAAGAAGCCAAUUGCUCUUCCUGUAAGGCACACAAACCAUGCGGGACCCCAGGAAGAGAGAAGCCAGUCUGCCCUUCCCCUGAGCCAACCGGUGCACAGACUGAAAAUCAAGAAGCAUCACUACCUCCCCACCACCCCACCACCCCACCACCCCACCCCUGAAAACAACCAGCCGGUGUGGAGGACAGGCUGAAUUGAGAGCAAGUGAGGUACAAAAACAACUAAAUGUUUGUAUUGUUUGAUUGACUUCGUAGCCCUGAGACCAAUAGUUUGAGCAUCCAUUAGGAGGAUACUAAUCUCACUGUUUUGAUUUGAUUUAUUAUUUUUUUAUUUAAUGUUCUGUUUUGAUUGAUUUUAUUCUGUUUUGUUUAUUUGAUUUACUAUGUCUGAUGGUGUGGACAACUACUGUGAAGAUAACAAGAUGUACUAUGGUAGCCAUUGUUGAUUUUCUAUUAUCCUGUUUUGAAGUUCUGUACCACUUUUCACUGUUUUGUUUUGAUUGGCUUUAUUCUAUUUUAUUUUGUUAGAUUUUGUUGUCUUAAAAUAAAAAAACCCUAAAACUAGAAA